AUGCUCAAAGUUGCUUCGGCACUUCUGUGCUUCUCCAGCACAGUCGUGCUCGCCAGCGGCGGCUCUAGCGGUGGCGGCGGCGGCCAUGACAAUACAAUCACACCCGCCGACACUCUGAACAGGAGUCUCGUGAAAGACAUGUAUAUUGCUUGGUCGAGCAUUAUCCUUGCCCUCGCCAUCUUUACGGUCGUCCUCUUCUCAAGCCGAUAUAUGCGCCUGAUAGCGUCCGUGGGCACGAACCAGCAAGCAUUCUUCCUUCUUCGAAAUACCACCUGGGGAAGCGUCAAACGCCACCUACUGGACGCGCCUUUAUUCCGGAAGCGACAUCAUCGAGAGUUCAAGCUGUCGUCAGUAAUGAAUAUGGGCACAUUACCGAGCCGGUUCCAAAUGCUUUUCCUGAUCGGCUAUUUCAGUUUCCAGAUGCUCUUCUGCUUCUACAAUAUCGAGUGGCACGCCGGACAGGAGACGAUCCUGAAGCAACUUAUUAGUCGGACGGGGAUAUUGUCGGUCAUGAACAUGCUCCCACUGUUCCUGUUGGCAGGGAGAAACAACCCCCUCAUCCCUCUUUGCGGAAUCACAUUCGACACGUUCAACCUGAUCCAUCGGUGGAUCGGGCGCAUUUCGAUCAUUCAAGCAGUCAUUCAUACGGUGGCUUGGAUGGCGAAGAAGGUCCUAACAAAUGGGUGGCCAGCGGUUCAGGCGUCCAUGUCUUCGAUGAAGAUGAUUUCUGGCACAAUCGCAAUGUCCGGCUUCCUAUGGAUCCUGUUCACCUCUCCUUCUGCGGUUCGACACGCAUUCUACGAAACCUUCCUUCAUUUUCAUAUCAUUGCAGCUGCCAUGGCCCUCGGUGCCUUGUGGUAUCACAUCGCAAAAGAGGUUUGGCUGAGGAAUAUCCUCAUCGGCUUGAUGAUCAUCUGGAUUGGCGAGCGCACAUUACGAAUCUUCCGUAUCAUCUACCGCAACUUCGGAAAUGGAGGUACCCAAACGACUCUCGAGCUCCUCCCAGGCGAUGCCUGCCGCGUCACCGUCCGCCUCGCCCGUCCAUGGGCCUUCCGCCCGGGCCAACACGCCUACCUCUACAUCCCCUCCAUCGGCCUCUGGACCUCCCACCCCUUCACCGUCGCCUGGUCCGACGAAGAAGUCGUCGGCGUGACUGACGAAGCCGGCGCAUCCAACACCAGCAGCAUGACGACCCUCGGCGAAAAAGUCCUCCCCAUCACCAGCUCCGAAGUCCUCUCCGUCCACGCCACCACAUUCUCCUUUAUCUGCCGCAAACGCACGGGCUUCACCGAGAAAAUGUACCGCCGUGUCCAGCGCGAGCCCUCCGGCUUCAUCCACACGUGGGGCAUCGUUGAAGGCCCCUACGGCUCCCAGGACCUCCGUUCGUACGGCACCGUCCUCCUCUUCGCCGCCGGCGUCGGCAUCACGCACCAAGUGCCGCACGUGCGCGAUCUAGUGGCAGCGUACGGCAACGGCACCUGCGCGACCCGCAAGGUGACGCUCGUGUGGGUGAUCCAAUCACCAGAACACCUCGAGUGGAUCCGCAAGUGGAUGACGAUGAUCCUAGCGCUGCCGAAACGACGUGACAUCCUAAAGAUCCUGCUGUUCAUCACGCGGCCGAAGAGCAAUCGGGAGAUCCACUCGCCGAGCAGCUCCGUGCAGAUGAUGCCGGGCCGCCCGGACAUCCGGCGGCUGAUCACGCAGGAGGUGGACACUGCGAUCGGCGCGGUUGGGGUGACGUGCUGCGGGGUGGGCGAGCUCGCGGACGACGUGCGAGCGGCGUGUCGGCCGUACAUGACGGAUCGGUCAGUGACGUUUAUGGAGGAGAGCUUUAGCUGGUAG
Eremomyces bilateralis CBS 781.70 is the source of this 1842-nucleotide messenger RNA. RefSeq lists its product as uncharacterized. Gene Ontology annotation, molecular function: ferric-chelate reductase activity. The transcript has 3 exons. Lineage: Eukaryota; Fungi; Ascomycota; Dothideomycetes; Eremomycetales; Eremomycetaceae. Gene Ontology annotation, cellular component: plasma membrane. The record is from RefSeq and is a predicted model, not a curated record. The coding region runs from base 1 to 1842 and encodes 613 amino acids. Gene Ontology annotation, biological process: copper ion import; intracellular iron ion homeostasis; iron ion transport.